Messenger RNA from Penicillium daleae, 864 nucleotides. RefSeq lists its product as uncharacterized. Gene Ontology annotation, molecular function: oxidoreductase activity. Bases 1 to 864 code for a protein of 287 amino acids. NCBI's taxonomy places the organism in Eukaryota, Fungi, Ascomycota, Eurotiomycetes, Eurotiales, Aspergillaceae. The transcript is spliced from 2 exons. The record is from RefSeq and is a predicted model, not a curated record.
AUGGACAUCUCAGCCGAGCUAUGUUUUUGCACCAAAGAUGAACCUAUUCAUAAGGUAGAAAUUCCGUACCUUCUGACGUACUCACUUGAGGGCGUCACGAAAUCCAACCUUGCAUUCGAGGCUGUUGACAACAUCCCCGUCUUGGAUGUGCGAAAACAUUCGCUUACUUACGAAGACCAUGGCAUCCAGCUUGAGCACAUAGACUCUAAGAUGAUGUACGACGACUGGCAAGACUCGCAGAAAAUUGAGAAAGUCUUCCUUAGGGAAGCGCGAGACACUAUUCGCAAAGUUGUGGGCCAUCAUGAGGUAUACAUAUUCGAAUACAGGGUCCGCCGGCGACCAAAAUCGUUCCCGUAUCUCGCUGGACAGGUGGUUGAUCCGAAUGCACCGGUUCCAGUUCUUGGUGCUCACAUUGAUUAUUGCGAGAGCGAUAGUGUUGAUCGUAUCGAAGUGAUUUUCAAAGAGCGUGCGCCCAAAAUGCUAGCACGAUCCUAUCAAUUUCUCAAUUUGUGGAAACCCUUAAGGGGUCCAGUGAAAGAUUGCCCUCUCGCCCUUUGCGAUCCCAAGUCAGUGGACUUCCAGAAUGACACCAUGCUCGUCCAGUCAGUGAAUACGACCUCGGUCGGCGAGUUUCUGAGUCUUCACUAUAACACUAGCCAGCGCUGGUAUUAUGUCAGUGAGCAGAUGCCGUGGGAAGCGCUUGUUUUUCAUGGCUACGAUAGCCGGACGCCAAAAGCACCGGGUGUUCCUCACGCGGCUUUUGUACAGGAUCAUACUGUGCCAGAGGAUCAGGCGCGAGAGAGUAUCGAGAUAAGAGCUGUAGUUUUUCUCGAUGAGGAUGCAAAUGAGUCACUUGAAGUCUAA